AUGAGCACCUCACCCUCGCGCCUCGACGGCUUCACCCGCAAGCUCGUUCACACGAUGGCAGAGCAGUACGGGCUGACUACCAAGUCCUACGCGGGCUACACGCUGCCUUUCUGUCGUAGAGGCGAUGACAGCGUUUAUGAGAUGAAGCGCGUCGUCAUCUCUUGGGCUCCCUCCGCUCGCCUACCAAAGGAGCCUAUUGGGGACAUGUACCUGCGGCUGAAGGGCAAGCGCAAUCGGCUAGACAGGGCCUGCUUCCAGGAAGCACACGACGUGGCCGGCGCACUGCCGGUCUGGGAGAGCAGACGCGCUGUGGAAGAGAGAGAUGAAGGCGGCACGCGUGCAUCGAAGCCCAGCGCACUCACCACCCAGCUAUUGUUUCCCGAUGAAGUGUUGCUCGCCAUCUUUCAGCAUCUCCCGUGCGAAGACCUAGUGUUGGCGUGGCCCAUGCUACGCCCGUGGGUGCAACAGGAGAGUGCACUCCGCGGCGGUGUCCACACCGAGGUGGUCGAUUGCUGCCUCGAGCGCCGCACGCACAUGAAGAUGAGCAGGAGGGCUCCGCCCGCCGAUCAGCGUGCGCUCGACCGCCAUGAGUGGCGCCGCUACUGCGUCGACAACUACGCGCGGUGGCGCUUCUCCCAUGACGACCCGAGGCGUCGUCGCCGAUCGAUGCACCAGAUCAAGCACGCACGCCUGCCCCACGACUAG
Molecule: messenger RNA, 705 nt
Organism: Acanthamoeba castellanii str. Neff
Lineage: Eukaryota; Discosea; Longamoebia; Acanthamoebidae
Exons: 5
Coding region: 1-705 (234 amino acids)
Source: RefSeq, a predicted model, not a curated record